This is a messenger RNA of Meriones unguiculatus (Mongolian gerbil), 983 nucleotides long. It is a transcript of the gene Pou2af3, whose product is annotated as POU class 2 homeobox associating factor 3. The coding region runs from base 33 to 749 and encodes 238 amino acids. The record is from RefSeq and is a predicted model, not a curated record. The transcript is spliced from 4 exons. Gene Ontology annotation, cellular component: cytoplasm. NCBI's taxonomy places the organism in Eukaryota, Metazoa, Chordata, Mammalia, Rodentia, Muridae.
AACCAAAGGUGUAUCAAGGUGUCCGCGUGAAGAUGACAGUCAAAGAACUACUGCAGCAGAGAAGGGCGCUCCAGGCCGCCUCAGGGACAACUCUGUCAGGAAGCAGCAGCAGCAGCCACCUCCCAGACCCCAUCACGCCAUCGCCUGCAGGACUGUAUUUUGAGCCUGAACCAAUGUCUUCCACACCCAGUUAUUUUCAAUCCCGAGAAUUUUCCACCUGUGUCUCUUGUGAAGAAAGUCCAAGCUGCCUAGACCAGAUCUUUGAGUCCUACCUUCAGACAGAGACACUCCCGGAGCCUCUGCUCAACUCCGCACAAAGUGCUCCCCACUAUUUCCCAGACAGCUGUCAAGUGGCCUCUUUCUGCUAUAACCAGAGCUUGACUCCAGGAUCACCUUCGGAUUCCUCCAGUCUCUCCGGCUCCUUUGACUGCAGCUACUUGCCAGAUCAGCUGCCUCCCUACACUCCAGAAAAUUACACCUCUCCGCCUUCUCUGGAUUCCCUACACUACAGCCUCCCAGAAGAAGGCCACUCCUGCCACCGCUGGCCUUCCCGCCCCCAGGACAACCAUUUCCCCCUAGCCACCCCUUCCAUCUGCUACUGUGCUUCCUGCGAGGCAGAACAUUUGAACGCCCUCAGAACCACAGAGUUCUUCUCCUACUCCAGCACAGACUGUGUGGACUUUGCCCCCCCGGCGGCUACCACUGGUGAUUUCUAUAAGGAAACAAGCUGUGGUCCGUGCUACAGUUAAUAGAAACCACACUGGAAGGUGUCACGGGUGUAUCUGUUUCCCUAUCACAUCUAGAUGACACUUCAAAACAUUCAACCCAUUAUUCACAAACUAUCCCACAUAUGGUUUACGUGUCACUGUUUUCAAUAUCCUGAUAACUAGCAUAGGAAUCAAUAUGAAGUCCUCAAACCUGGUCUUUUCACACCCUUAUUUUAUAUGCUCACUGUUAACAAUUUUCUAUGGGUUUUUUUUUUC